Messenger RNA from Myotis davidii, 2957 nucleotides. Its product is annotated as gastrulation defective protein 1 homolog. The coding region runs from base 99 to 2786 and encodes 895 amino acids. Gene Ontology annotation, biological process: mRNA splicing, via spliceosome. The record is from RefSeq and is a predicted model, not a curated record. Lineage: Eukaryota; Metazoa; Chordata; Mammalia; Chiroptera; Vespertilionidae. Gene Ontology annotation, cellular component: U2-type spliceosomal complex. The transcript is spliced from 5 exons. Gene Ontology annotation, molecular function: protein binding; RNA binding.
CACGAACCCCCAGCCCUGAGAUUAAGAGUCUCAUGCUCUACCGUUGAUAGCUGUUUACUACUUGGAAUCAGGGAAGUGCCCGGAGUCCUGCCGCUGCCAUGAACAUGUCGGCCCCCAGCUCACUCAUGAAACAGCCGCCCAUUCAGUCCACGGCCGGGGCCUUCCCGGUCCGCAAUGAGCAAGGUGAGAUUUCGAUGGAGAAAGUGAAAUGUUAUAUGUCUGGAAAGAGGCCAGACUUUGCCCCUAUGGAGUCCUCAGAUGAGGAGGAGGAAGAAUUUCAGUUCAUUAAGAAAGACAAAGCCUCAGCGCCCACGUGGCUGUGUGGACUGCCGCUGGCUCCGCGGCAGGCGGCGGCGAUGGAGCGCCCGGGGCCCAGCGAAGGUGCUGAGACGUCGGGACCGGACCCGCAGCUGGCGGUCACCAUGGGCUUCACGGGGUUCGGGAAAAAAGCUCGUACAUUUGAUUUGGAAGCAAUGUUUGAACAGACUCGAAGAACAGCUGUGGAAAGAAGUCGGAAAACACUGGAGGCAACAGAAAAAGAGGAAGAAAUGAACAGAGAGAAAGAAUUAAGAAGGCAAAAUGAAGAUAUUGAACCUACAUCUUCAGGCUCAAAUGUGGUCAGAGAUUGCUCUAAAUCAUCUUCCAGGUGCUUGACUUUCUCAAAAGGAUUCUGUUUAACGAUCAUUUUCUGUGCCCGCUUGGUGACAGGAGGAUACGACUAUGAUGUUAGGUUUUGGGAUUUUGCUGGAAUGGACGCUUCUUUUAAGGCCUUUCGAUCCCUUCAAACCUGUGAAUGCCAUCAGAUCAAGUCAUUGCAGUAUAGUAACACAGGAGACAUGAUUCUUGUAUCCGGAAGCUCUCAAGCCAAAGUGAUUGACAGAAAUGGUUUUGAAGUAAUGGAAUGUAUAAAAGGAGACCAGUAUAUUGUGGACAUGGCCAACACCAAGGGUCACACAGCAAUGCUUCAUACUGGCUCAUGGCAUCCCAAAAGAAAGGGAGAAUUUAUGACUUGCUCAAAUGAUGCGACUGUGAGGACAUGGGAAGUUGAAAAUCCAAAGACACAACAAAGUGUGUUUAAACCACGUACAAUGCAGGGUAAAAAAGUGAUUCCCACCACGUGCGCAUACAGUAGAGAUGGAAAACUCAUAACAGCUGCCUGCCAGAACGGAAGCAUACAGAUCUGGGACCGGAACCUGACGGUUCAUCCUAAAUUCCACUACAAACAGGCUCAUGACCCGGGUACAGACACUUCUUGUGUGGCUUUUUCCUGUAAUGGUACUGUCCUUGCCUCUCGUGGAGGUGAUGAUUCAUUAAAAUUACGGGACAUCCGACAGUUUAAUAAGCCACUUUUUUCAGCCUCGGGUCUUCCCACCAUGUUUCCAAUGACUGACGAGACCCUGCCCCAGGACCACAUCCUCACCCCUCACGCCUUGUCGCUGUUCCGUGAGCCCCGCCAGCGGAGCACCAGGAAGCCGCUGGAGGACAGACUGGACCCCCUGUGGCGGGCCCAGAACCGUAUCAGUGAAGAUGUGGAAGAGAGAUUGGCUCGACAUCGGAAAAUAGCGGAACCUGAAGUCGCAGGAGAAAGUGACGCAGAAGUAGAAGGAGACGCUUGGCGCCUGGAACGAGAAGACAGCAGACAGACUGGACCCCCUGUGGCGGGCCCAGGUCGUGGCGGCCGGGGGGGAGCCCACGGCGGCACCCUGUCCUCAUACAUCCUGAAGAACAUUGCUUGGAAACAAAAAAAGAAAGAAAGAAAACCAAAGAACAAGAAGCAGAGCCUGAGGAACAGGAGGGGGGGUUCAUCUAGCGACCCCCAACGACGGCGUUUGCAGAACCGUAUCAGUGAAGAUGUGGAAGAGAGAUUGGCUCGACAUCGGAAAAUAGCGGAACCUGAAGUCGCAGGAGAAAGUGACGCAGAAGUAGAAGGAGACGCUUGGCGCCUGGAACGAGAAGACAGCAGUGAGGAGGAAGAGGAAGAAAUGGAUGAUGAGGAAAUAGAGCGGCGCCGUGGCAUGACGCGUCACCGAGCACGGGAGAGACAAAAGGAAGAGGUGGAAGUCAUGGGAGUGGAAGAUGAGGGGCGUCCUGGGGAGGAGCCAGAAUCAGAGUCCGAGUAUGAAGAGUACACAGACAGUGAAGAUGAGAUGCAGCCUCGCCGUAAGCCGGUCUUCAUUCGAAAGAAGGACCGAGUAACAGUUCAAAAACGUGAGGCUGAAGCAUUGAGACAGAAGGAGCUGGAGCAGGAGGCUAAACGCGGGGCUGAGGAGAGGCGCAAGGAUACACCCAAGAUUGUAGAAGAGGAAACCGAGAGAGAGCUGGAGGAGAACAAGCGAUCCCUGGCUGCACUGGAUGCACUGAAUACUGACGAUGAAAAUGGUGAGGAGGAAUAUGAGGCAUGGAAAGUUCGAGAACUAAAGAGAAUCAAGAGGGACAGGGAAGAUCUAGAAGCGCUUGGGAAGGAGAAAGCAGAAAUUUUACGCAUGCGAAGCCUGACUGAGGAAGAGAGGCGAGCUGGGCUUCAUGCAAAUGGCAAAGUUAUUACCAACCAAGCUGUUAAGGGCAAAUACAGGUUCUUACAGAGGUAUUCUCACCGGGGUGCCUUCUCCAUGGAUGAGGGUGAAGAAGUACACAAGAGAGAUUUCAGCGCACCUGCCCUGGAGGAUCAUUUCAACAAAACAAUUCUUCCCAAAGUCAUGCAGGUCAGGAAUUUCGGGCCCUCUGGUCGUACCAAAUAUACCCACCUUGUGGACCAGGACACCACCUCUGAUUCAGCAAGGGGCUAAGAGAGUGCCCAGGACACAAAGUUCUUUCAACAAAAGGCAGCUGGGGUACGAGAUGUAUUUGAACGGCCAUCUGCCAAGAGGCGGAAAACUACUUAAAGGUCAACUACUUAUUCUUCCAGCUGUGGGACACAAGGGCUAUCAAACUCUAUUGCAUGUUUAUACAUUGAAUUU